Molecule: messenger RNA, 1867 nt
Organism: Ilyonectria robusta
Lineage: Eukaryota; Fungi; Ascomycota; Sordariomycetes; Hypocreales; Nectriaceae
Product: DNA glycosylase
Exons: 1
Coding region: 250-1749 (499 amino acids)
Biological process (GO): base-excision repair
Molecular function (GO): catalytic activity
Source: RefSeq, a predicted model, not a curated record
AUCGAGAGCCCACUUUCAUUGCCCAGUAAAAGGCCAGGAAUUUUGAAUGCGAAACUAUACAUCGUUGCUACACCCCAUCGAAGGCUCUAAGACUCCCAUACUGUGACCAAACCGGGCUACGCAGAGCUGCAUCAAGACUGCCACGACUUGCCUCUGGCCUCAUCAAGUCCCACAGGCCACAGAUCGACAGCGGUGGUUUCCUUGAGGGUGAUUACUUGAAAACAACCGAUUGGUAAUUCAUUUACAACUAUGACGGCGCGAUCCCUGCGUAAGCGCCCGGCCGAGAGUACUUCUACCAGACCUCCAACCAAAAAGAGGCAGGUUGAUGUAGUCAGCCAGCCGGAAGAGGACGGGUGGGAGGAGCUGCCACACAACUUAGGCCGUGUUCGAACCUCCAAAUCCAAAUCCGGGUCAGCACUGGCACAAGACCUCCGCGCUGUGAAAUCCGAGGAGAAGGAAGCUGAUGGGGUUAAGGUUGGAGAGCCUCCCUCCAAGCUGAAGCAAGAGUUGAAUACCCAAGAAACUGCUAUGGCUUCAGCCUCCGGGGCUGUAAUACGACGAACUCUACGCCCAAGACGAUCAGCCGUUCAAUUAUCCUAUCUGGAGUCAGAGGAUGAGUCCUCCAAGUUGAAGGCGCCAACACGGUCAUCCACCAAGGGAGUCGCAAAGAAGUGGGCGUCGAAAAAAGAGGUUGAGGACGAUAAUGUUGACUUUGCUGUCGAGAAGAGACCACGGACAACAUCAAAAAAGACUAAAGACAACCCCUAUGGACUUACUCCCGGCAUUACUCCUUUCCCAGAAUGGACAGCUCCUUCAAUAGCAGAUUGCCAAGAAGUCUUCAGUCAGUUAGCAAAGCUUCACGGAGACGCUAAAGCGCCUGACAAGAUACCUGCCCCAUCAUUGGAGGUUUCUGGCUGCGGAGAAGUUCCGGCUGUUCUGGAUGCCAUGAUUCGCACUCGGCUAAGCGCUCAUACGUCCGCGGCCAAUUCGAAUGCCGCUUUCAAAGGGUUGGUCACCAAAUUUGGGGUCGUCAAAGACGGGAUUGGAGAGGGUAGCGUCAACUGGGACAAGGUCCGGACAGCCCCGGUAGAAAGCAUCAUUGCGUCCAUCAAGCACGGCGGGCUAGCACAAACCAAGGGUCGAGACAUCAAGGCCAUUCUUGAAACUGUCUACCAGGAGAACAUGGCGCGGCGGGAUGCCUUCGUGGCGGAGAAAAAGACGGGGAAAACGGCAGAUGUGAUUGGAGCCAAGGACAAGACUCAGGGGCAGAAAGAUCUUGAGAUCUUGAAAGCCGAGCAAGGAGUUCUCUCAUUGGACCAUAUCCAUGGGAUGCACCCGGACGAAGCGAUGCAAGCACUGGUCAAGUUCCCUGGAAUUGGAGUCAAGACGGCGUCAUGCGUCAUCCUGUUCUGCCUCCAACAGCCCAGUUUCGCGGUCGACACACAUGUCUAUCGUCUCGCAGGUUGGUUGAAGUGGAUGCCGCCGAAGGCCACGAGAGACCAGACAUUUAGUCACUUGGAGGUGCGAGUACCCAACGACCUGAAGUACGGGCUUCACAAGUUGUUUGUUCAACAUGGACGAAGCUGUGUGAGGUGUCGGGCGAACACAACAGAAGGGACUGAAGAGUGGAACCAAGCUACAUGUCCUAUUGAGGAGUUUGUUGAUCGGGCUGGGAAGAAGAAGAUGGGAGGGAAGCCCAAGACAGCGAAACGGAGGAAGAUCAAGGACGAAGACGACUCUAGCAGUUGAUCAGUGUAAGAGUAACAAGUACAUAUAGGGCGCUCUAAUUUUUAUGUCUAAAUAUUGUGUAUAUGUAAUCCAUAUGAGGCCGCCAAGGUUGGACCUGGUUGUCCUUCGGAGGUUAACG